UCAUUUCAUCUCAAUAUAUUUCUCCCUCUGAAACCUUUCUAGAUCUCUCUUCUCAUAGCUCUUCCGCCUUCUCUACCACGUAAAUCUUUCCACCAUUCCUUCUUGCCUUCUCUUCACUAUUGCCAUAUUUUCAUUUUUUUUUCUUAUUGGAGCUAUUCUCGCCAUUCUGCCGCCGCCGUGCCACCAGCUGCCGCCGUCGCAUCUCAACAUACUUCUUUCAGACUUAUGAUGCUAUUGUUGGUGACGUAAAAAUCCUAGCCCGCAGACUGAUCAAAAGACAUGGAGUUCACACGGUCAUAUAUAGAGUCACGCUUGACAAUGAUAAUUCUUGUGGAGUAUGAUAAAUCUAAGAAAGCAUGGAUGUUUCUGAAGCCUUUCACUAGGAACACAUCGUGUAUACUAAAGUUUGCUUGCUAUAGAGGUAUGCCAAGAUUUAAAAGGUUCAUAGGUAAGAGUCGACCAAGGGACCUUAACUCCUCUAAAGGAUGUAACGGGCAUUCUAAGGCUACCCAAUGCAAGUUUUUGUUAAUGGUACUGAGUAGCACUUCUGCGAACAAUGCAGCAGAAUUUGAUGACAAAAAGCACAGUUGCCACAAGCGCCUUGCAUAGCACAAUGAAUGCAGACAGAAAGCCUCUGAACCUAACAAAUUCAUUGGGGUAACCAAGAUUCUUCAGUCUUGUUCUAAUCUUGUCUUUGUUUUAGCAUAUUUGUUAUGAUUUGAUCUGCAAUUGUUAAUUCAUUCAUGUCGCAGGGGUUGUAGCAAGGUUCUUAGAUAUUGCUUUCCCAAAGGCUGCCAAUGCUAUUCAACUUUAAUUUUCUACAGAACAUUCUAUACUUCUAUACUUACUGUCACUUCUAUUUGAUGGUACAUCACAAUCUCAAGCAAAUAAUAUAUAUUCUAAAAUUGUUUGGUGUAGUGGCAUGUGCAUAAGAACUUUUUGGUAUCAAUUUAAAAAAUUCUUUGAAGCUUUUUGGUAUAGAACUUUUGUUUUGAUCCUCAAAAAUGCUGAGGCAUUGUGUAUAUUAUGUUAGGGAGCAAACUUCAGGGAUCUGCCUGGUGUUAGUGUUGUAGACAAUAAAGUGCAAUGGGAUCCAAAUGUAGAGAGGGUGUACUUGAGCUCACUUUUCUUCCUUCAGCAAUUCCCUUAGCUGUUAUAAUUGACUAAAUUCAUUCUUUAAC
Messenger RNA from Ipomoea nil (Japanese morning glory), 1181 nucleotides. RefSeq lists its product as uncharacterized. The record is from RefSeq and is a predicted model, not a curated record. Lineage: Eukaryota; Viridiplantae; Streptophyta; Magnoliopsida; Solanales; Convolvulaceae. The transcript has 6 exons. The coding region runs from base 280 to 609 and encodes 109 amino acids.